GCGCGGGAGGGCGCGCGUCUACGGCGGCCCCCUCCCCCCACCCCUCGCCGCGCCCGGCAGGAACCGGUAGCCAGGUUUGCUUCGGCUGCCGGGGUCCGUCGUCGUCAUGGACUCUCCGUGGGAUGAGCUGACCCUUGCCUUUUCUCGCACGUCUAUGUUCCCCUUUUUUGACAUCGCUCACUACCUGGUGUCUGUGAUGGCGCUGAAGCGUCAGCCGGGAGCUGUGGCAGUGGCACGGAAGAAUCCUCUUUCAAGCUGGUUCACUGCUAUGCUCCAUUGCUUUGGUGGAGGAAUUUUAUCCUGUGUAUUGCUUGCGGAGCCUCCGUUGAGGUUUCUUGCAAACAACACUAAUAUAUUACUGGCAUCUUCGAUCUGGUAUAUUACAUUUUUUUGCCCAUGUGACCUAGUUUCCCAGGGCUAUUCUUUCCUACCUGUUCAACUCUUGGCUGCGGGAAUGAAGGAAGUGACCAGAACUUGGAAAAUAGUAGGUGGAGUCACACAUGCAAAUAACUAUUACAAAAAUGGCUGGAUAGUCAUGAUAGCUGUUGGAUGGGCCCGAGGUGCAGGUGGUAGCAUUAUCACGAAUUUUGAGCAGUUGGUAAAAGGAGGUUGGAAACCAGAAGCUAAUGAAUGGCUGAAGAUGUCCUACCCUGCCAAGGUAACCCUACUGGGGUCAGUUAUCUUCACAUUCCAGCACGCCAAACACCUGGCAGUAUCAAGGCAUAAUCUUAUGUUCCUUUAUACCAUGUUUCUUGUGGCCACAAAGAUAACCAUGAUGAUUACAGAGACUGCUACUGCGCCUUUUGCUCUCUUGGAGGACGCAUUGAGCCGGAUGCUGUUUGGUUGGCAGCAGCAGUUCACACCAUGUGAAAAGAAAAGUGAAACAAAAUCAUCUUUUAAUGGUACUGGUUCAUCGACCUCAAAACCUAUAGCUGUUGCUUCAGAUACUGUUAAAAAGAAACAUACCAAGAAGACUUAGGAAAUUUACUGUAUGAGCUCUAAAGGCAGAAUUUUUUUUUCUUACCUACCUGACAGAUGGUGAUAAAUAUUUGUAUGUAAAUGAUGUGAAAUAAAGUUUAUAUAAGGAAUGGAGGUGACAAAAAGAAAGAACUUCUUUCUAUUUCAGGGGGAUUGUCUCUUUCUGGAUUGUAAUUUCUGAGUGUUACGAGUGUAUCAUGUGAAAUUGUUUUUCUAAGUUAUAUAUAAAAGAUUCUAUUGUGAUUAUUUUAAAAGUUUUAUAUUGAUAAAGGGGGCUUAAUUUUUUUCCCUAAUGUUAGAAAAAGUAAACUUGCUAUGAUUGCAAAUUAAUAAAAAUUAAAGCCUUUGUUUUAUUUAGUUAUUUUCAUACACAUUUUUUAUUUGAAUCUAUCUGAGCUUUAGUUCUGCAAAAUUAAACUUUU
This is a messenger RNA of Panthera uncia (snow leopard), 1400 nucleotides long. It is a transcript of the gene TMEM38B, whose product is annotated as transmembrane protein 38B. The transcript is spliced from 6 exons. Gene Ontology annotation, biological process: potassium ion transmembrane transport. Bases 107 to 979 code for a protein of 290 amino acids. Gene Ontology annotation, cellular component: membrane. Gene Ontology annotation, molecular function: potassium channel activity; identical protein binding. Lineage: Eukaryota; Metazoa; Chordata; Mammalia; Carnivora; Felidae. The record is from RefSeq and is a predicted model, not a curated record.